GACGUCCUCCACUCAGCUAAUUAACUGAAAGGUGGAUAAAAAAAAAAAAAAAAGUGUCAGUCUGGUUGUGUCUGAGGUCCAUUAGUCAUGGUAGCUCAUCUCUGUCUAGGUCUUGUGGUCUUGGCUGUCUUAGCAACAGCUGUUGCUGACCCAGAUAUCAAAGUGGUCUGUGCAAAAGACUCUGUGCGAGUGACAUGGAGGGUAGCCCCCCAGUUCGUCCCAUACGCAGCUCGAUUCUUCCUUGGAAGCUGCAUGCCGUCGUCGUGGAAAGUUCUGCCCACCGGAGAGGGAUUGGCACAUUUUAACUACAAAUUCUAUGAUUGCAAGUUUACCAAGCAGCUGAAGGGAAAACGCAUAAUAUAUCAAAACGAACUGAGCUUCAGGCCACAAGCAAAACCUAAGCCUGUUGCCUUCAAGUAUCCCAUCCAAUGUGUCCAGAAACGACCUGAAGGAAGAAUCCCCCAGUUCCUGAAUCCUGGCUCAGGUGUUUCUGAGGGACGCAGUAAGCUAGUCUUUCAUAUGGCUCUCCUGAAUGAGCAAUUAACGGGCGUCUCGAAGACAAAUGUGAUUCCCCUCGGCUCAUUCCUACCAAUCUGGGCAGCUGUGGAGCAGAAGUCCCAUCAGCCACUAGUGCUGCUCAUGGAUGAAUGUGUUGCGGCUUCAACCCCAGAACUGGAACCUGGCAACCAACUUUAUCACAUUGUUGGCAAUCAUGGGUGUCUUCUAGAAAGUAAAAGGGGAAGCUCGCUGUUCCUUCCUCGGUACCAUUCAUCUGCCAUAAUUCUCUAUCUCCAGUCAUUUGAGUUUGGGAUGGGAGGAGAGGUAUACAUUCACUGCAAUCUAAUCGUGUGGGAUGGGGAUUAUUUUGAUAAACGCAGGAAGGCUUGCCAUGUGAAAGAUGGGAGGUGGGAGCUGCUUGAUGACCCUGCUCGGAGCUCUCUCUGCAACUGCUGUGAAAACUCUUGUAGUCCUCGCACCAAAAGGGCAACAAGCUGGGAGCCUCACAGCGUGCACUUCAAUUCUGUGUUGGGACCCAUCAUCAUAGUUGACCAGCCAGCCUCUCUGGUAAAUUCUUCACUGCCUGAGACUGAUGCAGCUGGCUCACAGGAAAUUUAAGUUGAAGCUGAACUCCAAGGUGCAGCCUGUGGCACUCUUAAUUUACAAGACUCUGGACACCAGUUUUUUUUUUGUUUUUUUUUUUAUAACCUGAAAUUGCCUGACUUGAUGCUGUUGAAUUUGAAAGGGAAGUUGUAAAAUAAACCCUGUUCUUAUUUUAACCCUUUUUGAUCUUGGUUUAUGGGUGAACAUGUGCAAUGAACUUCACUAGAUUAGCUUAAAUCUUUAAACCGCUAUAUGAAAACUAAGUAUUUCUUCAUCAGUGGAACACAGACUUAUUCAUGGAUUGAAAUCCAGAAUUUUUAUAUAUAUAAUUUUUUUUUUUCUUUUUGUAUUAGCUUAGGGUCAAACCCUAACUUGCAGUAGCAAUGUUCUACAAGACUGGAGUGAGCCUGAAGUGCCACAGCAUAGAUUAGGAGCACCUUAUUUGGACUGAAAUGAAGUUGAGUGGCAAGGUUUUCAGAUAAAAGCUUGCCUUUCAUCUGGAAAUCAAGGUCCUGAAGUGAAACUGAACCCCCGCACCCCCAGGGUCCAACGUCCUCUGUGUUCAAAAGUAGUCUCUAAGGAAAUGUAACAGGACUACUUUCCUUUUCAGCAGGACUUCCCAUACUUGCAGUACCAAAAGCUCAAAUGAUAUUGUUUGACCAGCAACUUGAACUCUAUAUUUGGCGUAUUAAAGAUGAGACAUCAAAACUAAACAUGACUAGAAGGCCACUAUCAAACUAAUCUGGACUUCUGUAUACUUCAGCAAAAAGCACAGGUUUGUCACCUCCAUGCUAUGCUGCAGUCCUGACAAAGUAUAGAAAUUCAGAAGCCUGACAUUGUUUAAAAUAUCCUUUUUUUUUCUUAUGUAAUUUUUUUUGUAAGUCAUGUUACAAGAAAUAGUACUGCAAUAAAUUUCACUUUCUGAAAUGAG
This is a messenger RNA of Poecilia latipinna (sailfin molly), 2032 nucleotides long. It is a transcript of the gene zp3f.2, whose product is annotated as zona pellucida glycoprotein 3f, tandem duplicate 2. Gene Ontology annotation, cellular component: extracellular matrix. Gene Ontology annotation, molecular function: acrosin binding. Lineage: Eukaryota; Metazoa; Chordata; Actinopteri; Cyprinodontiformes; Poeciliidae. Gene Ontology annotation, biological process: egg coat formation; positive regulation of acrosome reaction; binding of sperm to zona pellucida. The record is from RefSeq and is a predicted model, not a curated record. The transcript has 10 exons. Bases 88 to 1116 code for a protein of 342 amino acids.